This is a messenger RNA of Gigantopelta aegis, 5700 nucleotides long. Its product is annotated as actin, clone 302-like. Gene Ontology annotation, molecular function: protein binding. Bases 108 to 1340 code for a protein of 410 amino acids. The record is from RefSeq and is a predicted model, not a curated record. Lineage: Eukaryota; Metazoa; Mollusca; Gastropoda; Neomphalida; Peltospiridae. The transcript is spliced from 5 exons.
CUGCGGUUUUUGAUGACAUCUUUACACAUAAUGAUGUAGAUUCUGUAUACAUUUUUGUUGAAUUUUGACAACCGUUAACUUACAACCUGUCAGAAAAACUGUUGGAAAUGACCGACGUGUUCAAUGGGUUUGAACUUUUGUUGUUUCGACGUUUUCAGUCGUGUCCUGCUCUUUGGUUGGACUGGCGAGGAAAAUUGUUAUCCAAAGCAGUUGACAAGCCCGCUGGGCAAGGGACAUAUCAUGUCUUGGAAGACUUGGAAGAUAUUGGGGAGAUACCACAGAGUUUGUGGUAUUUGUCGGUCACCCUCCACAGACGUCAGCGUCCUUUGUUACAGCUUAUGGAACAAGAACUACAGAGAGAGAAAGAAAACAGACUUCCACAGGCUGGUGAAACUUUGUUAAGCCGUUACCUGAGCUGUCACCAGUUUACUGAAUUUUACCUGGAUAGCAUGUUCAAGUAUGGAGAUGACAACAGACUACCCAGAGAGAUAUUUAAAUGUCCCAAUGUGAAGUAUUUAUCCCUGAAGUACAACAGUUUGGACCAUAUUCCCGCUGAUAUUGGUCGGAUGUCGAAGCUGGAAUACCUGGCCCUGACCAACAACAAACUACAGGUCCACUCCCUGCCACACACCCUCAUCUUCUGCAAGAAUCUCAAAACCGUUCUUCUGGACAACAACCUGCUGGACGCUCUUCCGGGAUUCCUCUUGCAGAUGCCUUCCAUCGAGACAGUGCAUCGUCACGGCAACCACAACUACUUCAAGGCCACGUUUAUGUGGUACCACACUGACGUGAACUACCGCAUAAUCCCGAUAGCCGGGAGCAUGGACCCGAUGUUUCACCACCAGUACGAGAGUCUUCAGUUCUGGGCAGCCAAGACGCUGAUCGGCUUCAAGAAGGACUUCUUCAGUGACGAGCGCGUGGCCCAUGGCCUGAAGGACUACAUCGCCGACAUCUACGACAUGUUCCACAUCUGCCACUACUGCAACAAGGCCUGUCUGGCUCAUUUACAUGGUUACAAAGUGAUUACCUUCAAAAAUCCUUAUCUCGGAAACACAUGUGUUCCAUUUCAACACUGGGCAUGCUCAAAAGAAUGUGCCGAGAAACUGGAAGUUCCUGCUAGGAAGGAACAGAUUGCAGCGGCAAUGAAACUGGAUGAAAAGUAUGAUGAAUAUGUAAAUGAAUGUCAGCUACACUUCCACUCCCAUCGGACACGGUUACCCUGUGGUGCAAAGACAAUGUACGACGAGUGUCAACCCCCAAGUCAGCAUCUUGAUGAAUCCAGUGCGCAAAACACUCCCAAGAAAAAACACAGCACCAGGUGUGUUUGUGUUGUGUCAUAGUAUAGGAUAUGAUCUCUCCAGCAUUACACAGUGCCUAUUUUCAUAGUUGGGACUCUUAUACAUAAUAAAUAGAACUGUACCCCAUUCCUGCCAAUAUUUUAAGUGUUUUUAGUCAGUAAUUUCAGUUUGGCUUGACAUUUAAAAAAAACCCCAACUAUUUUGCAAAUGACAAAUAUAUGCUAUUUAUAAUGCAGGUUGUAAUAACAUUUGACAAUAUAUAAAUAAAACAGCUAUGCUUACACAUGGUGAAAAAUGUCAUCUACUCAUGAAGUUUGAAGUUAUGUUUUCUUGAUUAAUUUAUCCUGUUAAACUCUGUAUUUCAUUACUAGUUUACUAGAUUUGUCUUCUAGUUUGAGAUCUGUUUUGUAGAAUUGAAAAAAAAGAAGAUUUUUUUUUUUUUUUACACUUGAUGAGCAGGUGACAUUUUAUUUAUGCCAGGAUAAUUGUUUUCCCAAUUUGUAAAUAAAAAAUAUAACUUUUCUAUUUAGACAAACUAAAAUUAUUGACACAAAGCACUUGAAAUAUUUGCCGAACUUGGGUACAGUUUGAUUUUACUGCAGGUGUCUUCCACUUUUUGCAUGUGGCCUCUGCAACAUAAAAUAGUUUGAAUCGGAUGUUGAAAAUGGGUUGGGUUUUUCAAUUUGAAUUGGGUCUGCCUUGGACUACAACAUGGAACAGCUCCAAGUGAAAAUGUAUUGCAUUUUGAGGUCCAUCAGUGUAAUUUUGUAGUCAACAUUUCAUUAAUCAGUUACAGUUGUGUAAUUAUGCACUCUCUACUCAGCCCUCCCUCCAAUUACUACCAAAAUAGUAGAAGGACUAGUAAUCUGUUAAUUACCAGUUCGAACAGAUAAUACUGUUUGAAAGAUCUAAUCCUUAAAAUGAUUUGGUUUUAGUGCUUUGUUUUUAUAAUGAUCAAUACUGAAUAUAUGUAUUGCUCAUUAUUCACUAUUAUUAUUGUUUUAUAGGUAUGUCCAUAUAAAUAACUGUACUUACAUUACAAACUUUGAAAAUAAUUGCGGUAAUAAAAUUUUUGUAGCAGUGGAUUGAUCGAUAAACAUAUAAUUAAAUUAUAGGAAAAAACUCUGGGUUAUAUAAGGUAAAUCGUCUUCCAUAUAAUUGCACACGAGAGCUAUCAGCUGAGCAAAAAGUGAUUUGAGACUUUAUGUGAAGGUGAUUUUGCUGAGUUUUUCUCCUCAUGUGGUCAUGCAGAAAGUAUCUCUCAUGUUUGAUAUUUUUGGCCAAAAUAGCACCUUUUGCAGGCUACAUUAUCUGUCAGCUGAGGUAAAUUUUUCACCUGAUAAAUGGAAACAUGAAAAUUGUGUGAUGUCGUUGUGACAGUCAUAAGCCAACUAGUUCAGCACUUAGCAUAUUGUGUGCAGUGAAAUUCUAACAGGUGAGCAGAAAGUCUCAAAUAACCUUUUGCUCAGUUGAUAGCUCGAUCUUGUGUGCGGGAGGCUUAAAAUUAGAAACCAAAUUAACAAAGGGGUAAUAUGGUCAUUGUGUCCUGGAUAUAAUCAUCAUUCAUUGAUCCCCCACCCCUUCCUGCCCCGGAACCACCCACUGGCUAUGUCAUAGGCUGGACCCGUGGUAGGCAUGCCUGAACCUUUAUUGGGCACGUAAUUAGAGUUCCCAUUCCCAUCAUUCAUUGUGUAAAGCAUUUUCGCAAGCCACCGUAUGAUUCCAUACAGUAUACGACAUUACAAAAUGAAGUAUACUGUAUGGAAUGGUAGCUUGGCUUGCGAAGAUGUGUGUGAAGCUGUGUUACAGUAUGAUUGGCCCUUGGCUAAGUAAACUGUCUUUUUAAGGCAGACCUUCCAAGCCUGACCACUUUACUCUACCAAACUACUCAGAUACAGUGUGAAUUAUAGCGAUUUGUUUUGAAAUAUACAAACUGAAGUAAGAUUGUUCUGAACUUUGACGUAAAACAUUGCAUUAGGGCCCCAUUUUACAAAAUGGUCUUAGCACCAAGAAACCGUAAGUGCAUAACUACCUUAUAGUCUUAAACACUUAAGGUGAUCGUAGCACUAAGAUCACUUUGUAAAACAGGGCCCAGAUCUUUAUGUAUAUACUGUUGUGGAUGCUAUUUUCUAAACUAUAUGUUCAUAAUAUACUGUGAAAGCUUUUGUCUUGCUCCAUUUUCAUCAAUGAUUAAUGAAAUUACCAGUAGCUAGUUCCAUACACUGUGAUAUUUGAAAGUCUGUUGAUAUUUGCUGUACAGAUUGUGAAUACAUGUGCAAUUGUAUAUGUCACGUUUAUUGUGUGAAUGUUUUGAGUGUGUAAAUAUUGACUGGGUUGUGUCAGAAUGAUGUCAUAAAAAAAAGAUCUCAAAUGACUGAUGUCUGCUCACUUUGAUGAACUGUUUCGAUUAGACAAAACUCUUUUCAAUUUUUUGUUUUUUUCCCACUUUAUUGUGUCAAAACCUGAUGUUUUACUUAUUCGAUAACUUCCUCAAAUUAAAUUUUAUUUUAGUGUACAGGAAGUAUUUUGGCAUACAAGUGGGUAUGUAAAUACCAGUUGCUUUGUGUCUUGGUUUUUCAACAUUACCUGACCCCCCCCCCCCCCCCCCCCACCCCCCACCUCAAUCAUACUUACAUGAUCAUUUAUUGUAGAUAUUUGUAAAAUAAAUUGCUUUAUCAUUUUACCCACCUAGGUUGACCCAUCCAUUACCUCAUGAAAAAAAGUAAAAGCAAUAAAAAGCAGAUCCAAACAAUUAGUGAUGUUUUACUUUUGUAAAGUUCACUAUAAAUAUGUUACGUUACAACAGAGUCAUUUCAAGCAGUUAACAAAUAUUUCAUCAUUAUGAUCUGUUUCUGAUUUUGAUCAUUUUCAAUUGUAGUCGAGUGUUUUUUAGUUGUUAUAACUUUUACCUUGAUUUAUCAAAAUACCUCUAUGUAUUGUUUACAGUUUGAAUAUAAAAAAUGUUUAAAUCAUAUGCAUUUAAAACUAGAUUUGGAAUAACAACUAAAAAUAUUAGAUAAAAGUCAAAUGUUAUUUCAGUACACAAAACUAAGUAGCUAUUUUGUGUCUUGUUAAGAACUUCUGUCCUGACAAAUCUGCUGGACACUGCUUCUCAAAGUAUUGGUUUGAAUAAAAUUAACAUUAAUAUGUUGAUUUACCCAUAUUUGUAAAAUCAGAUUUAAUAAAAUAGCUCAUUUGUUACUUGUAAUAUAGCACUCAUAACAUGUAAGAAAAGAUAUUCUCUCAUCAUCGGGUAUAUGGGACAGAACUAUCCCAUGAAAGAAAGCUAUAUAAGAAUUUUGAUGGUGAUGUGAGGUUAUCAGACAACAAUUUUAACACAAUAUUUUGUUACUAAAACCUUCAUUUAUAAAAGCUACCUUGUUAAUUUAUAGUGUUAAAUUACUUUUAAAACAUGAAACAAACAUCAUGGCAAAUACGAUAAUGUAGUUUAUUUAUGAUAAAAUGGUGAAAUAAAAAAGUUACUUUUUCAGCCAUCUUGGUCUGUUCGUGUAAAAUAAUAGUUUAUUUACUGAAUGGUUGAGAGAAAAAGACUCCAUCAUAUGCGGUCAUUUGAGAUAGAAACAGUAUACCCUCAGUGGUGAAAAUUUUAAACUUUGGGACUUGGCAAGCCUCAUCCUAGGUUGACAUUUCCACCACCUUGUGUGUACGUUUCUAUUCCACAUGACAGCAUAUGAUGGAGUCCUAUAAUAAAUAUUUUAAUAUAUAAUAUUUUUAUCAUAAAAUUCUAUAAAGAUGUUGAUAACUUCAAUAGCCCAAUGGGCCCACUGACGGGGAUCGAUCCCAAAUCGACCGUGCAUAAAGCUAGCCCUUCCCACUGGGCUAAGGCCCACGGCCUCUAUAUUAGUCAGAUACUUAUUUAUAUUUGUACAUCAUGGACUACUUAAACAUACACAUAAUGAAAGUCAUAAUUUACUACAGAUGUGGGCAUUUUGUACACAUCUUAAAUUUAUAGUUUUAAAUAAUGCAAUAUAUGUAUAAUGUCAGAUAUAUGCAAUACAUUAUUGUUACAGCAGUGAGCAGUUGUAAAGGCUAGAUUAUAGUUCUGAUUCUCGUUUGUGUAUGGUUUACUGUAGUCAUAAUUCAGAAUGUGGGAUUGCUUCAAACUGUAAGCAGCAUCUCAUGAAUUGUUUAAACACUGUUCAAGUUAUUUUUGUAAUGUUUUACAAUGUGUUUAGUUCAUUUAGUCUGUGAGAAAGUGUGUACCUGCAACAUGUUUUACAUGAGCGUUUCAUAAAAAAGCCUGUUGAUAUUAAUGGUAAAAGUUAAAACCGAUAUUCCACUUUUGUUUGUUUAAAUGGAUGUAUUGAUACUGUUCAUUUAUCCAUUUUGAAAUCAUUACAUUUUUGUAUGGCUAUUCUGCAAUAAAGUCUAUGUUUGCAAA